GCGGUGUGGCGUAACCCCAUCUGUGCUCCCGUGCAACUCUAUCACAACUCUUGCGCACACAGCGCAGUUUACGUUCGUCGGUCUGAGUGACAAAGAGAACGAGCACAGACCGACGGAGAAGAAAUAAAAAAAGGACAUUUCUGAAUUACCGUUGAGCUUGUGAACACCGUUUCCUUUCGGAACCGCGCGUUUGGGCUCGUUUCUUGCAUCACCCGUGUAUAUUUUGGAUUUCUUAUUUGUUCCUCCGUGUGCAUGGAGUUAAGUGGGUCGAGGAGGAUAGCAGUCUUGAAAUUGGGCAAUUGGGAAAUUCUCAGUAUCGUUGGUUAGAGCAAGGAAGCCGCCAUGGCUGGUGCCACAGAAUCGCUGGGUCUCCACCUCAGUAUAUGAAAAAUACUGAAUGGUGAUGAAAAAACACUUCAGUUUCUCAGCGUCGUGAGGGUAUUUUAGACACGGACUGUGUUGUUUGUGUAAAUCUCUGUUCCAGUCAGAGAGAAAACAAGAGACGAGGAUCGGUGGGUUUUUGUUUCGAGGGAAACUGGGAAGAGGCCAAUUUCAUGAGCGCCUUAAUUCACGAGCGAAUUUCUCUGAGGUUUCAUCCCCGAAGACGACACCGAUAGUCACAGAAAAGCGACCCCGAGGAAAAUGAUCUGAAAGCGCAUGAGAGCUCACUGAAGAAACCGAUCGCGGACGGCCGGGUUGCUUUCGCACCGUUUUCCUUAUUAUUUAAGUCGGAGGCGGACUGUUUGCCGUGGGUCGAAACGGAUUCGUUCAAGACAACCGAGCGUAUUUUACUCUGAGAGACGCGUGGGAUCUCGGAUCGGAAAAUGUCUGGUCGGCCCAGAACCACCUCCUUCGCAGAGAGCUGCAAGCCAGUGCCGCAGCCGUCGGCAUUCGGCAGCAUGAAAGUCAGCAGAGAUAAAGAUGGCAGUAAAGUGACCACAGUGGUGGCGACCCCUGGACAGGGACCUGACCGGCCGCAGGAGGUCAGCUACACCGACACCAAGGUCAUCGGGAAUGGCUCUUUUGGCGUGGUCUAUCAGGCCAAGCUCUGUGACUCAGGAGAACUGGUGGCCAUUAAGAAGGUCCUUCAGGACAAGCGAUUUAAGAACCGGGAGCUUCAGAUCAUGAGAAAACUGGACCACUGCAACAUUGUGCGUCUGCGUUACUUCUUCUACUCCAGUGGAGAUAAGAAGGAUGAGGUGUAUCUGAAUUUGGUUCUGGACUACGUCCCUGAGACCGUCUACAGAGUGGCGAGACACUACAGCCGCGCUAAGCAGACCCUUCCCAUGGUUUAUGUGAAGCUGUACAUGUACCAGCUCUUCAGGAGUCUGGCCUACAUCCAUUCCUUUGGGAUCUGCCAUCGGGACAUCAAACCGCAGAAUCUUUUGCUGGACCCAGACACGGCCGUGCUCAAACUCUGUGACUUUGGCAGUGCUAAGCAGUUAGUACGUGGGGAGCCCAAUGUCUCCUACAUAUGCUCACGGUACUACAGAGCUCCCGAACUCAUCUUUGGAGCAACCGACUACACCUCCAGCAUAGACGUGUGGUCAGCUGGCUGCGUGCUGGCAGAACUGUUGCUGGGACAGCCCAUUUUCCCCGGGGACAGUGGAGUGGAUCAGCUGGUGGAAAUCAUCAAGGUGCUGGGCACCCCCACACGGGAGCAGAUUCGGGAAAUGAACCCAAACUACACCGAGUUCAAGUUCCCGCAGAUUAAGGCCCACCCAUGGACUAAGGUGAGUAAACAGGUGUUUCGGCCACGUACGCCUCCUGAAGCCAUUGCGUUGUGCUCGCGGCUGUUGGAGUACACCCCGACCGCUCGGCUGACCCCGCUAGAGGCCUGCGCUCACUCCUUCUUUGAUGAGCUGCGGGAUCCCAAUGUUAAACUUCCUAACGGGCGUGAGAAACCAUCCUUAUUCAACUUCACAACUCAAGAGCUGUCCAGUAACCCAUCCCUGGCCUCUAUCCUAAUUCCUGCUCAUGCACGUAACCAGGCAGGAGCUUCCACCCCCACCAACGCCUCUGCCACUUCAGAUGCCAAUAUUGGAGAUCGCAGUCAGACCACAACUGCAGCCUCUGCCUCCGCCUCCAACACCUCAACCUGAGAGUCCCAGCCAAUCAGACCUGACCCUGCCUCAGAGGCCACGCCCACCCCACUGCUCACCAGCUUAAUGGGCAGGAAUUGAGUCACAUAACCACCACUUGUAUUCAGACUGCAAGAGACAACCUUCAUUUACAUCUUUUUAGUUUUUUUACGAAGUUCAGAAAGAGAUCAAAAUGACUUGUGUGGAAAUGCCUCGUCGGGCGUAAUUCACGAGAACGACUGCGACAGAGAAAAAGAGAGAGAGCAGUGAGGGGGGGAGUAUUGUUUAACCAUAAAACCUGGUCCAUGACCAGCCAAAACUUUUUUUUUUUUUCAUUCUCAGAGGACAAUCUUGUUAUGUAAGCAAUCCGGUAGCCAGAUCCAUCCACUUCCGUUCACAUCUGGGCUCCCCUUCACUCACCUGGACGUCUCUAGCUGCACCUUCUGUCCCUUUUUACCGUCCUGGGCCUCUAAUAGUGCAUGGCUUGAAUUUGGUUGGGAGCACCUCUUGUAUACAGUACACACACACACACACACACACACACACACACACACACACACACACACACAUAUAUAUAUAUACAUAUAGCUUGUAUAUGCAUAUAUGUAUUGGGUGAAAUUGAUACAAGCAUUCAAAACUACAAGAAUACUGUAUCUAAUCGUAUCUAAAAACACAAGGCACAGUACAAGAGGUAUACAUAUAAAAGCCGCAUGUUCCAACCACAAAGACAACAGAGGAAUACUCUGUUACAGGAGUUUUAAGUCGGCAGAAUCGGUUUUAUCUUGUUUUAUAAAAUGGGCGGGCUGUAGGGGAGGGGCAGACAUUUUGAUUGACAGGUGAGACGUGCUGUCUCCAUCUCUGUGUUCUUGUAUGAUAUAUACAUACACAGUUACUUCGCAUUAUGUAAAAUAAAUAUAUAUAUAGUUAUAUAUAGAUCUAUAUCUAGCAUCAUGGGUUCAGAAUCGAAAUGAUACAGUAUGUGUAAGAGUCUGCUGGAGCAAGCGUCUCGCUCUUCUCUGCUGUUUUCAGUUAGCCUGGUAGAAUUAGAUAUUCACCUUCUGUCCUGAUUUGCUCUCGUUAUUUAUUGUCAGUGUCGCAACGCUCAGAUCCAAUGUUCUUAUCCACAUAGUUAAACGUACAGAACACAUGAUGAAGCGCAUCGAUGUGGCGCAGACCUCACAGAGACUGUGUUUGCGCUUUAUUCGCAAUGGCUGCGUUGUUUUAACCACUACUGUCUCAACGUAACUUGCAAAAAAAAAAAAAAGAGUACUUUUUUCUUUCCCAAAAUGUCUUAAUAGGCAAACGGCAGACGUGUAUAUACAGUACAGCACAGUUGCUCCUCACCAAAUUCUGGCUUUUACUUUUGCUUCUGUUUUGAUUUUUUGUAUCAUUUGUGAGCGAGUGAGUGAGUGUUCUGCUAUGUACAUAAAUAUGCUGACCUGAGAACUGUUAAGGAGCGAAAACAAAGACGAGGGAUUCAAUGAAAACGGAUCAAAGUAAAACCUGAAAAGCAGAUUUAAAAGAUCAGGGCAGACAUGAGCUGUUUGUUGGAUACUGUAGACAAGGAGCUUUCUCCAGCCAUAUAGUUCAGUCUUAUCUGUACACUAGGUGCCAGCUAUAUUAUUGUAACUAUAACUAGUAAUGUAUAGUGUAUCUAUAGUUUGGAGUGCCUUUGCUUCCAUAUCCUUCCUGUCCACACACGAGACAGACCACGCCCCUUCCUGUGACCCUCUGCAGGUGCUGACUGUCUGAAUGACUGACAGCCGAAACCACAUUCGCAUUAGAUGUUUUUCCUCAUUUUUUUGGCACAAAGGUGUUUUUGUGUGUGGAGGAAGUCCUGUUCCUGUGGAGCCCAUCACAAUGUAUGUCCUAACACUCGUUCCACUACCAAAGUGAACCAACUCUGAGCGUGUUGUGAUGUUACUGCGACAUCCCGGGGGCAAUAAUAAUGAUUUCUUUGUGUUUCCGCUCGUGGGCCAGCUGGCAGUACGCAGUAGAGAUGUCACGUAGCACCCGUCGGACCCUCGAUGUAAAGCUUGCUUGUAAGAUACGCGUUCAUAGAUGUGUUGCUUUCCACGAAUGGUGUGACCACUUCUCGUGACUCAAGUUAGAGUAAAAAUGUAAAGACACAAGGGUGGAAAACAAUUACCAAAAAACAAACAAACAAGUGUUUUAAGGACUGUGGGCUGAAUACAGACUAUUGCAUUACGUACAUUUAUUGGGAAAAAAAGUUGUCUUGGUUUAAAACGAAAAAAAAAAAAAAAUACAACCUCUAUAACAUUAAUAUUACUUGAAUGCCUCUGUUUGUGACUGAAAAUUUUAUUUUAUUUUAAAUAUAUUCUUUUUCUGUGAAGGUAUGCUAAAUGUCUCCUCUCCUUGUAAAUAUGUCCGUUUUGGUCCUUGGUGUGACUUGGAUUCAGAGACUAGUUACCUGGUACUGUAAUUUGCAUUAAAUAAAGAGUAGGAUAGCUUGGAAAUGA
Carassius auratus (goldfish) is the source of this 4561-nucleotide messenger RNA. It is a transcript of the gene gsk3ba, whose product is annotated as glycogen synthase kinase 3 beta, genome duplicate a. Gene Ontology annotation, cellular component: beta-catenin destruction complex; nucleus; cytoplasm. Lineage: Eukaryota; Metazoa; Chordata; Actinopteri; Cypriniformes; Cyprinidae. The transcript has 11 exons. The coding region runs from base 825 to 2102 and encodes 425 amino acids. Gene Ontology annotation, biological process: cell differentiation; regulation of microtubule cytoskeleton organization; negative regulation of TOR signaling. Gene Ontology annotation, molecular function: tau-protein kinase activity; beta-catenin binding; ATP binding. The record is from RefSeq and is a predicted model, not a curated record.